AUGGAAGACCAGGCUACUUUUGUAGAAUUAGGAUUGGAGGAACAGUUAAAUGUGGUCCUUGGUCAGACCCCGGAAACUGCAGAUACCAUUCUCUGGGAGCAUCAGUCCAAGGACACACCAGGAGGAAAAACGGCCGGAUCUUUCCCAGUAUUCUCACUUCGGACGUCCUUUGUCUUGAUACAUUUGGUGUUAUCUUCUGUUUCAGGCCCUAGACACUGGUGGCCACCACAUGGAAUUAUUAAGGUGAAAUGUCCGUAUGAGAAAGUAAAGUUGAGUUGGUACAAUGGAACAGUCAACCCCUGCCCUGGCUUAUAGCAACCCAUCUGUGGUACCAAUUUUAUAACCUAUGAUAAUCCCUGCAUCCUGUGUGUUGAGAGCUUGAAAUCUCACGGAAGAAUCAGGUUUUACCAUGAUGGAAAAUGUUAG
This is a messenger RNA of Rhinopithecus roxellana (golden snub-nosed monkey), 426 nucleotides long. It is a transcript of the gene SPINK14, whose product is annotated as serine peptidase inhibitor, Kazal type 14 (putative). NCBI's taxonomy places the organism in Eukaryota, Metazoa, Chordata, Mammalia, Primates, Cercopithecidae. Gene Ontology annotation, molecular function: protein binding. The record is from RefSeq and is a predicted model, not a curated record.